Messenger RNA from Entelurus aequoreus (snake pipefish), 1800 nucleotides. Its product is annotated as 14-3-3 protein epsilon-like. Bases 148 to 918 code for a protein of 256 amino acids. Lineage: Eukaryota; Metazoa; Chordata; Actinopteri; Syngnathiformes; Syngnathidae. The transcript has 6 exons. Gene Ontology annotation, biological process: signal transduction. The record is from RefSeq and is a predicted model, not a curated record. Gene Ontology annotation, cellular component: cytoplasm.
CGUCGACGCCAUAUUUAUGCCAGCGCUGCCGUGGUGGCUUGUUGUGUAGUGCUGCUGCUGUAAGAUCCACCACCAGUGUGGCCGACACAGUCCUCCCUUUUUCUCUCUCUCUCUCUCUCUCUUCUCCCCCACUGUUAGUCGAGCACCAUGGCGGAACGAGAGGACGCAGUCUACCAAGCGAAGCUUGCCGAACAGGCGGAAAGAUACGACGAAAUGGUGGAGUCGAUGAAGAAAGUGGCGAGUCUGGACUUGGAGCUGUCCGUGGAGGAGAGGAACCUUCUGUCGGUGGCGUACAAGAACGUGAUCGGCGCGCGGCGAGCCUCCUGGAGGAUAAUCAGCAGCCUGGAACAGAAGGAAGAAAGCAAAGCGGCCGAAGAAAAGCUGACGAUGUACAGAGAUUACCGGAAGCUGGUGGAGAACGAGCUGAAAUCAAUUUGCAGCGACAUUCUGGAUGUGCUGGACAAUCACCUCAUCGCAUCCUCAACCACGGGAGAGUCCAAGGUUUUCUACUACAAAAUGAAGGGAGACUACCACAGGUACCUUGCGGAGUUCGCCACAGGCAACGACAGAAAGGAAGCAGCAGAGAACAGCCUUGUGGCGUACAAGGCAGCCAGCGACAUCGCCGUGAACGAUCUCCCGCCCACGCACCCCAUCCGCCUCGGGCUGGCCCUCAACUUCUCAGUUUUCUACUAUGAAAUCCUCAACUCGCCGGACCGCGCCUGCAGGUUGGCGAAGGAAGCCUUCGACAGCGCCAUCGCCGAGCUGGACACACUGAGCGAGGAGAGCUACAAGGACUCCACCCUCAUCAUGCAGCUGCUACGUGACAACUUGACACUUUGGACCUCAGACGUGCAAGGAGACGGUGACGAACAGAACACAGACGCCCCCCCACCGGAAGUGGAGGACGAGGCCAAGUGAGACCUGAACGCCUCGUCACGAUCUCUUCCCUCCUCCCUCUCGUCUCCUCACACUUCCCAUUCUUCUUCUACUACUUUCUCUUCCAUUUCUCCCCUUUCCUCGUAUGCACACCAUCUCACACCCUGCCAUCUCAUUUUCCAAGACUUUUUUUGCAAGAUUGUGCCCUUUUUAAAAAAUCUACAAAAAAAAAAAAAUCCCCAGUCUUCUUUUGACACUUUCUGCUUCAUGUUGCCAAGUCCGCUCGCCUGUUUCUGUCACUCACACGCUGUGCUACAUUAGUGUGUGUGUGUGUGUCUUUAAACGCUUCGUUAUGUUACGUGGAGAAAAGGGAAGCGUGGAAGCUUUUUAGGAACAACUCAAGUGCCCUCUUUAUAAAUCCAACAGGUCUUCUCGCUACUAUUGUUUGAUAUUGUUUGGUUGUAAAACGACAAACUGCAGAAUGUCGCCGCUCUCUGACCUCUGCUCUUUUCAUCCGAACUCUUGUGCUAAUUAAUGGCUAACGGCGGCAGAUAGCUAGCUAGCGUGUUAAUAAGGUUGUGUUUGUGUGAAUGUGUGUGUGAGUGUGUGAUUUUUGAUUGUAACAUAAUGCAGUUUUUGCAUGGGCACGAACGGUGUUAAAAAAAAAAAAAACACAAAAAACUGUUUGGGAAAUGGAGUAUUCCUACUUAACCAACCCCUCCCCUCCACCCUACCCUUCCCGGUGUCAUCAUCUUCUCUUUCGCCUACUCGUCAUCUCCUCCUCUUCCUCCCCCUGGUCGGUGUGUGUUACGUGAAUCUGAUUUGUACUACUGGAUAUUGUCAUCGGAGCCACAAGUACCAUCUGUAUUCUUCUUACUGAAAACACAGCAUGGAAUUAACAUUAAAAACUUCAAACUGAAACAA